AUGUUUUUGUUUGGUCUUAUUAUUUCAACCCAUUCAGUGUUACCAAUACCAACCGUCACAACCAUUGGACCAUCGCCACCAGCCUCUGAUACAUCAUCCACAGACUCCAUUAGUCCAGUGAUCCCAGCCGUCAUCGUCGUCGUUGUCGUGUUUUUGAUUGUUGCUAUCUCUGGAGUCAUCUGCUACAAGAGGAGACAAUUAUCUAGAUCAAAAGAUCGGGACCCACACCUUGACGCCCCAACAACUGUUCUCAACCCAAGCUUCACGACCUCCGCUAUGGACCAAAACGAUAACACAGAAUGUGUAAAUCCAAUAGAGGGCGCUUCAAAUGUUGCCAUGCCCUUGUCGUCUGAGGACAAUCAACACAACGAGUACUUCGAACUUCCCACCUCUGUCCCACCCACCAGACAGGGUAACAUGGUCAUCUACAACGAGGUAGGAGAACAGGACUACAAUGUCUUAUUUGGAGGCAAAGAACAAGGAGAUUAUCACGAGUACAACCUACCAGAAACUGCAGAGAAAACACAAAGCGGUCCUUACCAAGAUCUUAUGAAAGACAGAAUAAAGGAAGCAGUAACUUCCCCAACGGACACUUUGUUAAAAGGAGUUGAACAUGCAUUGAAUGAUGAUAAUGAUAAGAUCUUUCAGCCUCAAAAUAAAGGUGCUCCUACCGAAAGGGACAGUCACGCAUAUCAAGAUUUACGUGAAGACGAUAGCAACUACACUUCUGUACUCCGAGAUGACGGUACACCUACGAGUCCCGGGGCUAAACAUUUUGUUCCAGCAAUGAACCAUAUUUCCAAGACGCAGACUUUACAGGAUCAGGAUGAAGAGUACACCGAACUUCCAUCUCUAGUCUCACCUACCAAUCAUGACAACGGAGACAUCUACAACGAGUUAGGAGAACAGGACUACAAUGUCUUGUUCGGAGGAAAAGAACAGGGUGACUACCACGAGUACAACCUACCAGACAGUGCACAAAAAACACCAAACGGACCUUAUCAAGAGCUUCUUAAAGGGAGGAAGCAGGAUCUUCACUGUCAAACGAAACGUGGCAUUCCAAAUGAAACAGUCGACCAAGGAUAUCAAGAUUUACGUAAAGAUGAAACCGACUACACCUCCCUUCACCUAAAUGCACAAACACCUACGAAACCUGAAAGCAGUAGUUCUGUUGCAUCAAUGAAUAAUACUUACCAGGCGCUUCAGACCAGUGGUCCUGAUUACGCCAUCCUGGAGCCAAAUACGAAUAACCCAUCUCCUGCAUAUCCUAAGCCUGGUUCACUCCCAAACAAUGACUACCAAUCUCUCGCGAAAAAUGAAACUGGCUCCGAUGAUACUGCCCGUGGAUUCGAUCAAGGCGGAGAGUCCAUGAAACAGGAAGCGUUACAAGAUAACACAUACCAGCACCUAAUAAAAGAUGACAACUCUCCCGAAUCUAUGAAUGGUAACACCGAGGCAACGGAACAGGACAAGGAUAGCACAUAUGACGUGCUUCAACAUGGCCCAAAGACGUCCGGACACCCGCCCUCUAACGGGUAUGGUUCUUUGGGUAUGACAACUGAGACUGGAGAUCUUGAUAACGAUUAUCCCGGCGCAGAGCCAAAAGCGACAUCCGAUUAUGAAGUUCCGAAGCAGGACAUCUCCGAAGAGCCUUACGACCAUCUCCAGCGCAAGGAAUUGUCAGAAACGUCACCUAUCAAUCCAGGUAUAAUGACAGACAAAUCUGCUGAUGGCGAUGAUUACGAGAACCCUAGUGGUUCCCUUGUAGAUGAGACAAACAACUAUCAGACCUUGGACAACCGUCAAUAUCAAGGAAACGAGCAAGACGGUGUCGAUGAAGACUAUUCACAUCUCCAGAGGCCCCCGGAAAACACGGUCUCCCCGGGUCGGACCGGCGCUUCGGAUAUGGGCAAUCAGUACGGGAAGCUCAACUUCGCUUAUGACUCGAAAUGAUAGUACGAACAUACCAAGGAGAAGAGAAAAGUGAAGAUGAUAUUUUGAUUCUCGUGCUCAUUUAUGACAACUAAGUAGAAAACAUUUUGGUCACCAUGUACAUGAUUUAGUACGGUAGCUUUACGGAAAUGACCUCUCGCAAGUUUAAACAGAAGAGAUUUAAACUGCUAUAUUAUCAUCGAAUAACACUUAAUAAUAUGUAAACGUUUCUAAGAAAUAUGAGUGGUAGAAAACUGAAAAAAAUAGCCAAAAUCUGUGAUAAUUAUUUCCCUGUUUUUCAUAAGCAGAUAUAUAGAGAG
Messenger RNA from Strongylocentrotus purpuratus (purple sea urchin), 2252 nucleotides. RefSeq lists its product as uncharacterized. The transcript has 3 exons. The record is from RefSeq and is a predicted model, not a curated record. NCBI's taxonomy places the organism in Eukaryota, Metazoa, Echinodermata, Echinoidea, Camarodonta, Strongylocentrotidae. The coding region runs from base 1 to 1953 and encodes 650 amino acids.